UUUCCCAACAGUCUAUUUAUUUUGGGGGGGAAAUCAGAAAGCCUUACGUGUCACAAUAUGAACUUUAUCUGGUCAUUUUUCUUGUGUGUAGAAUUUACAUCGAUGUCCCUUUAAAAUUCGUCAUGUGUUGGAGAGUAGGAUGAGUCACUCAAAUGCAUCAUACGUCAUAUGGUAGCAAUUACAGUCCGCUUUCCCACUCUGAGACCCCCAAAUAUUUCACGAAAUUAGGAUUCAUUUGAAUCCGAGGAUCUCCGUGACAACGUGUGGCAAGAGGGCAGCGUCAACGAAAGCGGGUUGCUGCUGAUAUUUUAACUUCUCCCUUCGAAAUCAUCACAUUGUUUAAUGGAGGCCGUUUUGAACUGCAGACCUGAAGAUUUGGAAGAUUAUUACGCUUUAUUAGGAUGCGAUGAAUUAUCAUCGACUGAACAGAUUAUCAACGAAUACAAGAUUAGAGCCUUGGCAUGCCACCCAGACAAACACCAAGAUAACCCCAACGCAGUUGCAGAGUUUCAAAAGCUACAAGAAGCCAAAGAGGUUUUAUGCAAUGACGACAAAAGAAAAAACUAUGAUCUAUGGAAGAGAAGUGGAGUUUCUAUUCCAUUCCAUGACUGGCAAGCCUUAAAUGAUUCUGUAAAAACGUCAAUGCAUUGGGCUGUGAAAAAUAAGAAGGAACCCAUGCUGGAGGCUGCAAAUGCAGAAACACCAAUCACGCAUGCCGAGGAUCUUCAUUCUCAGCAGGAAGCACCGGGGAUGCCCUCAAGUGAAGGAAUGCUGUCCUCAAGUGAUUACUACUACCACCGCCGCUUCCGCUGGGCUGCUGACUCACCAUCUUAUUUGCUGCAGAAGUUCCGUAAUUAUGACAUUUGAAUACAGUACAGCACAUCACACCCUGUUACUUCUAGUUGCAUUGUUUAUGGACGCCAUGUCCAAGCUGUGAUGCCAUUCUGCGUGUAAAGUGGAAAUGUAGGUGUUACUGUCUAAUUCUGGGUUUGUGUUCAUGGAUCUAAAAUUCAACGUUUGCAACAUUAACAAGCAAAAUGGAUGAACAAGGAUGCUGUUACUCCUUUAGACACAAUUACAUCAAAUUGCUUUGAAUUGUUUAUGUUUGACAUAGUAUUAUGUAACUACAAAUGUUUAAUUUAUAUUUCUAUGUGCCUUGCUAUUAACUGGUGCCCAGUCCAGGAUGUCUUGCCCAAAGUCAACUAGGAUAGGCUGUAACUCACGUACUGUAUGACCCUAAUUAGUACAAGUGGUAUAGAAAAUAGAUUAAUGCAUACUUGACCUAUCAUAUUGUCAAAAGAGAUGCAGGAAUUAAAAUGUGCCAUAUUCUUUGA
Molecule: messenger RNA, 1334 nt
Organism: Syngnathus typhle (broad-nosed pipefish)
Lineage: Eukaryota; Metazoa; Chordata; Actinopteri; Syngnathiformes; Syngnathidae
Gene: dnajc12
Product: DnaJ (Hsp40) homolog, subfamily C, member 12
Exons: 5
Coding region: 343-867 (174 amino acids)
Cellular component (GO): cytoplasm
Source: RefSeq, a predicted model, not a curated record